AAUCUGGUGAAGCAAGGUCAGUCAUGCCAGCAAGCAAGGUGCAAUACAGGUCGCCUGCCCGCUACUCAGGUGCGGUGGAGGUGAGUCCUGUCGAAUGCUGGCACAAUCUUUUGCUUGUAGCAGGGACGAGAGUCGGAAGAAAGGUGAAAGCUUGUGCAAAACAGAUGUGGCUGAGCUUGAGCGUGGCUGCCGCAGCAAGCGUCACGUCCUCCAAACACUCACCACGACCACUCACGACCACCACUACCGCUGACUACCCAGUAAAACAUCCGUUCCUUCCGACAACCCUGCGACUAUUAUGCUUCAUGGCAACUUCUCAACACAAAAACAAGAAGGCAUCCAAGUCUAGAGAAGUACGCCAGAUUGCUGCAAAGACUGCUUUGCAGAAGCGGGAAAAGUCUCGGAAGGGGACCUCGAAAGCACGAAUGACUGAGCUGACAGAUGAACUCAAUCGUCAGUAUGCUGAAGUAGGAAUGCAACCGUCCACAACGGUACAACUUCGGCCGGCUGCCACACAAUCCUUUGAUGAGCCCAUCCAGAAUUUGGCCGAUGUUCUAGGCACACUAUGACAUCGCACUUGAAUUCUAUCUAGCUGGUAUGGGCCAGAAUUCCGAAGAGUGAGAAGAACACUUUGUUGGAUGUGUACGUUUAACGUGAUUCAAAUAGUUCCGUAUUCAGUAUCACACGUCUAUCGAUACAGCUCUGAAAGAAAAACAUUCAUUGUACUACACUAAUCGCCACUAUACAACAAUCUAUAGCACUACG
Messenger RNA from Somion occarium, 765 nucleotides. NCBI's taxonomy places the organism in Eukaryota, Fungi, Basidiomycota, Agaricomycetes, Polyporales, Cerrenaceae. The record is from the annotation of a GenBank genome assembly.